Molecule: messenger RNA, 1200 nt
Organism: Dendrobium catenatum
Lineage: Eukaryota; Viridiplantae; Streptophyta; Magnoliopsida; Asparagales; Orchidaceae
Exons: 6
Coding region: 91-1200 (369 amino acids)
Source: RefSeq, a predicted model, not a curated record
CGUAACGCGUCUUAUCUAUCUAAUCUCCAUUUCUUUCCUUCUCUAGCCUCAUCUUCUCACUUUUCAUCCCAAUCUCUCCAAAGAACGCCAAUGGAACAAGUCGAAAUUGACUGGAAGAACAUCGUCUCCCAUUACGAGCUCGACGAGGUUUACGAGCGCAUCAACGCCCCCAAAUGGAUCGAUUUCUCCGCCCCCGAUGCCGCCGUUGAUGAUGUCGCCUGGUUUUGCCGCCCUGAUUGCCGCCAUCCCAUCACAUACGAGGAUUUUGACCGUUGGAACCCUAGCCCCAAGGUGAAGCUGUUGAGAUCCAAUUUAGACGCCAUUCAAGCUGGCAACCAGAGCAACAAUCAGAGGAAUGCUAAUUUGAAGAUGCGAGGUGGAAUUGCUUCAUUCUUCCCAUCGCCGAGUAAGCACAAAUUAAAUUCUAGAAAUGUCAGUGAAGAUCUCGAGAACCAGAAUCCGAACAUGGAAACUACUCCGCUGAUGAUGAAAGCAAAGAAAAUAAAUGCUGCGGCGAAGAAGGAACCCAUUAAAUCUAGCGCAGAAAAGAAGGGGGGUGUUGCUGACGAAGAGAUGAGAGAAACCCCAAGGAAAGUAUCGCCACCUCGGCCUCGCCUUAAGAGCACUUUCUCAGCGAGGAAUCUUUUCUCCGGGAAGGAUAUCUUGAGCCAGAUUUCUGAGUUCUGCCAUGAACUGAAGAAGCUGGCUGCUGGAAAAGAUUCAGCUGCCAUUACCGAAGAGGAGAAGAAGGACAGGAUGAGGAAGAUAUUAGAAGAAGACGGUAAAGCUGCUUCGAAAGAGAAUGCGGAGGAAGAGAAGGCACUGAUUUCCACCAAAAAAACAACCAGCCUGAAGAAGAAAUGUAAACUGGCAGUAAAGUUUGAGGGCAAUGAAGAGAAGAAAAGCAAGAUUCUGAAAGAAGCAAGAGCUCGCCCUCCAACUCCUCAACGAUUUCCUUCGCCUUCCAGUCACCAUCAUCAUCAGCUCAAGAGUUCAAAAGCCUUUGCAAAUUCUAUAUCUUCUUCCUCACCUCUCAGCAAAAUUCCUAAAUCCAAAAGUCCAGAUAGAGGUGCGCUUCAGGAGCUGGAUCAAAGAAGGGAGAAAAAGAAGCUUGAAUUGAUUACAAAGAGUGAAGAAGAAUGCAACAGAGCUUCUGUUGUUUCUGAAGCAGAGGAGAGUACAGUUGAUCUGUUCUGGUGA